This is a messenger RNA of Melopsittacus undulatus (budgerigar), 742 nucleotides long. It is a transcript of the gene PLA2G12B, whose product is annotated as phospholipase A2 group XIIB. The record is from RefSeq and is a predicted model, not a curated record. Gene Ontology annotation, molecular function: calcium ion binding; A2-type glycerophospholipase activity. Gene Ontology annotation, biological process: phospholipid metabolic process; triglyceride homeostasis; cholesterol homeostasis. NCBI's taxonomy places the organism in Eukaryota, Metazoa, Chordata, Aves, Psittaciformes, Psittaculidae. Gene Ontology annotation, cellular component: extracellular region. The coding region runs from base 5 to 613 and encodes 202 amino acids. The transcript is spliced from 4 exons.
CAGCAUGUGGCUGCUUUUCAAGGCAGCGGUUCUGUGCCUGACGCUGGGCUUAGGGCAAUGCACAGAAGAAGCAACACAGGUGAACACUGUCCACCCAUCUUCCCGGGCAGAGUCAUCCUAUUCAGACUGGGGCAUUGAGACCAUCCGGGACAGCUUUGAAACAGUUAACAGCUACUUUGACUCCUUCUUGGAACUGCUGGGGGGAAAAAAUGGAGUAUGUCAGUACAGAUGUCGAUAUGGGAAGGCUCCAAUGCCACGACCUCACUACAAACCACAGGAACCCAACGGCUGUAGCUCCAACUUCCUGGGGCUCAAGGUACCUGAAAGUCUAGAUUUGGGCAUCCCUGCCAUGACCAAGUGCUGUAACCAGCUGGACAUCUGUUACGACACCUGUGGGGCCAACAAAUACCGCUGUGACGCCAAGUUCCGCUGGUGCCUCCACUCCAUCUGCUCUGACCUCAAGCGCAGCCUCGGGUUUGUCUCCAAGGUGGAAGCUUGUGAAUCUGUUGCAGACACAGUGUUCAAUGCCGUCUGGACCCUGGGCUGCCGGCCCUUCAUGAACAGCCAAAGGAGUGCCUGCAUUUGCAAUGAGGAAGAACGAGAUGAAUUGUGAAAAUGAGCAGAUGCCUGGCCUCCAUGAGCCUGAUACCAAGCAUCCCCUCUGCCACUGCACUUCAGCACAGUGACUUCUAUCAGCCCUCUGGCCCAGCACAGGAUGGGGGGACCUGGCCAAGCAAUAUAC